AUGAUGUUGUUAAGGUCCUUAAAUUUGUUUGUUGUUAUUGCAACCUUUUUCAUUACUUUAACUCUAGGAUCUGAUAUAAAAGUUUUAUUACAACCAAACAGACCACCAAGUAAGCCUAUUCCAGGUAAUUCGCCUAUUGAAGUAUGUGAUAUAACCACAUCGCAAGCGUUAAUAAUAGAAAAUAUCGAUUUGACACCUAAUCCACCUGCUAGAGGCUCGGAAUUGAUCUUGGAAGCAUCUGGUGUAUUAUUGGAUUCGGUUUUAGAAGGCAGUUAUGUUGAUAUCGAAGUGAAGUUAGGUUACAUAAAAUUAGUUACACAGAGAUUUGACUUAUGUGAUAUUUUAAGACAAGAACAAAGUAAGAGUGUCCAUAGUAAGCAUAUGAUGGAAAUGAAACAUGAAAAGGAUGAGAAUCCAAUAGUGUGCCCUGUCUCAAAGGGACCACAUAAGAUAGUUAAGACAGUAAAAAUACCCAAAGAAGUUCCUGUGGGUCGUUACACUUUUAUAGCAAGGGCUUACACACAAGACAACUCAUUAUUAACAUGUCUUACUGGUGAUUUUCUUAUUUCGAUGAAUUGA
Arxiozyma heterogenica is the source of this 579-nucleotide messenger RNA. RefSeq names its product sterol transporter (gene NPC2). Gene Ontology annotation, biological process: intracellular sterol transport. NCBI's taxonomy places the organism in Eukaryota, Fungi, Ascomycota, Saccharomycetes, Saccharomycetales, Saccharomycetaceae. The record is from RefSeq and is a predicted model, not a curated record. Bases 1 to 579 code for a protein of 192 amino acids. Gene Ontology annotation, molecular function: sterol binding. The transcript has a single exon.